This is a messenger RNA of Ostrea edulis (European flat oyster), 1259 nucleotides long. RefSeq lists its product as uncharacterized. The transcript is spliced from 2 exons. The record is from RefSeq and is a predicted model, not a curated record. NCBI's taxonomy places the organism in Eukaryota, Metazoa, Mollusca, Bivalvia, Ostreida, Ostreidae. The coding region runs from base 339 to 1223 and encodes 294 amino acids.
UAGCCCAAGCGUAUUACAGCAAAUAUUAAAUUAGUAUACGCACACCUCCAAAUUAUUUGUUUAUCCGCGCUUUUUAAAGUGACCCCGAAACGUCGAGUGGGUACAUGUAUGCACCUAGAACGCGUGUGCAUUUAAUUAAAUACGAAUAUGAAAGGAUGGAAACAGAGUGUCCUACAGGUAACACAGCUGUAUCAGUUUUGUAAAGGGCUAGGGGCAUCAUUCGUUAUCUGCAGAUAGAGGGACAAUCCUUCACAAUGUCAUCAGGGAGACUUAACGUCAGCUAGAUAUCAAAAUGAGGAAAAAGUUUCAAAUGAAAAGGUUUUGAAAGAAAGAAAGAAAUGAGGUCUAGAAUUGACCUGUCGGAUUUACAUUUUAAUUUCGAUGAAGAGGAAUCUAGCCAUCUUCCGCCGAUCGUUGUCCGCCAUAUUUCAACUUUCGAGCACAAGUUGAGUAGUGUGAUUUCGGCCAUUUGUCCGACGUCAGAGAACGUCGCAUGGAUCGCUUGUAAUAGUGAUGCCACAGUUGUCCACUAUCAAAUAGAUGGACGGGAAAGGAAACGAAUAUCAACCGAUUUUUAUGUUGAUGAUAUGAAAGUGACGAGGAAUGGAAAUCUGCUUGUGGCUCCGGAUACCGGACAUGCUAUCAAAUUUCUUGACGUUCAGUCUACAGAUGUCAUUGAUUUUGCAAACGUUCACCCAUUUGCAACCCGAGGUCUGCACAUUUCUGAUGAAAACGACAUCUAUGUUAGUAUACGCAGUGAAACUACCGCAAAAGUUGUGAAAAUGACUUCCGCUGGUGAGGUUGUACGAGAGUUACAACGAGAUCGCGCCAAUGUUCCUUUGUAUUCCGAUCCCGAUAAAAUUGCUGUCAACAGCCAUGGUGACGUCAUAGUCUUAGACUGGGCCACGAAAUGUGUCACGUCUGUUGACGUUUACGGACGGUACCGCUUUAAAUACAACGGUAAGAUUAAAAAAGGGGUCCAUUGUGAAAGUUUCGCUCCGACAGAUUUGGUGUGUGAUAAGUAUGACAAUAUCUUGAUCUGUGACUGUGACAACAACGCCGUUCAUAUGUUGAACAGACACGGACAGUUUCUUCGGUUUCUGAUUUCGCAAGAGAAUGGAGUGACCUGUCCGAGUGCCCUCGCUUUGGAUAACGAAGGACAGUUGUGGUUAGGAGAAAUGAAUGGUCAAGUUCACGUCAUUGAAUACUACGCUAAUAAAUAACUUAAAGCAGCAUUAAAAAUAUACUGUGCAUCUGAA